Gallus gallus (chicken) is the source of this 547-nucleotide messenger RNA. It is a transcript of the gene YLEC65, whose product is annotated as C-type lectin domain family 2 member I-like. Lineage: Eukaryota; Metazoa; Chordata; Aves; Galliformes; Phasianidae. The record is from RefSeq and is a predicted model, not a curated record. The transcript is spliced from 3 exons. Bases 254 to 505 code for a protein of 83 amino acids.
CUCUGUUGGAGGGAGGUGAGAGAAAUGCAGAUUUCCUGCCCUUUGCCUCACAUUUGUCCAAUUCCUCAUUUCAGCAUGUCGGCAGGUCCCUGUGCCACCUUUCCCAGACUUUGCCCAUGUGUGCCCCAACGCCUGGGUCGGAUUCCAGGGGAAAUGCUAUUAUUUUUCCAAGGAGGAGAAUGAUUGGAACAGCAGCAGGGAGCACUGCAAUGCCCACGGAGCUUCCCUGGCCACCAUAGGCAGUGCGGAGGAGAUGGAUUUCAUGAUGCGCUUCCAGGGCCCGGCAAACUGUUGGAUCGGGCUGCACAGGGAAGAAGAGGAUGCCCAGUGGACGUGGAGCGAUGGCACAGCCUUCACCAACUGGUUUGAGCUGCGAGGUGGAGGCCGAUGUGCGUACCUGAACAGGGACAGGAUCAGCUCAUCCCUGUGCCACCUACACAAGCACUGGGUCUGCAGCAGAGCUGACCACUAUGUCCUCUGGAAGCAAAAGGCACACCCACAAUGAGAGACCCCACCACCGUGUCAGGACCGGUCAGCCGUGUGACAG